GUUAUUUUUGACACACACUUCCUUCCAAUAGCGAUGGGUCUGUGCAAGUGCAGAGAAGCGACGACGCUGUUCUGCUACGAGCAUCGCAAGAACGUUUGUGAAAAGUGCCUCGUUUCCGACCAUCCCAGGUGCGUUGUACGAUCGUACGUCAAGUGGCUCCAGGACAGCGAGUUCAGCGCCGACUGCGUACUCUGCAACCAGUCGCUCGAGAACGGUGGUGUCGUUCGUCUAACAUGCUAUGAUGUGUUGCAUUGGGAAUGCCUCGACAAGUAUGCCAAGUCACUCCCUGCGCACACAGCACCUGCUGGAUACACGUGCCCCCAAUGCCAGGCACCCAUCAUCCCGCCGGAUAAUGCGGGGUCAUUAGUUGCACAGCAGCUUCGACAGCAACUCAUUGGCUCAUCGUGGGCGCGUGUCACUUCGAUUGCUCCAAUCCCGCCAACUCGCCAUGACACUUCGAAAUCUGUCAGCUCGCCGCUACAAACAUCCUCCCUGCCAGGGUUACUCCCGGCCACUACUAAUGGCACUGUGGCCUCGCCUGCUCAUGCAAAUGGUACCUCUGGAGGUCCAAUGGCAUCGUCGUCCUCUACAUCGCUCACUCUGUCCUCAGCUCGUCGUCCCGGUGGUGGUCAAGAUACUGCUCUUCUGCUUCACGAUCAUGAUGAUGACAAGUACGGGCAACGACGAGGACUGGCGCACUUGCUCAGGCAAUGUCUCGGGUUGCGGUCUUUGCGGCGAACGUUUGUCAUUGCGCUGGCCAUUGCGUUGGUUUUAUUUGUAGUGUUGGGCAUUGGCUCUCGCGUCUUAACUGGGCCCCCUGUCUAGCCCAAAUCUGUGAUUUUAAACAAAGAAUAACAAGUAACGCGUCGAUUUCCA
This is a messenger RNA of Capsaspora owczarzaki ATCC 30864, 876 nucleotides long. Its product is annotated as zinc-finger protein MCG4. Gene Ontology annotation, cellular component: Golgi apparatus. The record is from RefSeq and is a predicted model, not a curated record. The coding region runs from base 34 to 825 and encodes 263 amino acids. NCBI's taxonomy places the organism in Eukaryota, Filasterea, Ministeriida, Capsasporidae. The transcript has 7 exons.